CAGCACAAUGGAUUAACGUUACUUCAACUUUGACAUUCUUACAGUAAUUGUUGCGAUGCUGAAGCCGUGGCCACGGCCUCCUUCCUUUGCUGCCACUACAGGAAGGGUACUGCUUCUUGUGACCAUCAUCCAAGGAUAUGUUAGCGGCCAACCAUCAUCCAAACUCUUGUGUUCGUCCGUCAAAGCAUGCAUUUCCGUCGAUGGCACGAACUGCACCACGCAAUGUCCACCAUGCAUCACUCUCGCACCCAGUGGAAUCUUUGCGUGCGUGUCGAGAGUCGGUCUUGCUUGUCCGGUCACAUCGACCUUGUCCUGUGAUGGCGUUGGAAUUUUUGCGUCCAAUUACUCGACCACCGUGCCCACAACCCAACGUGUACCUACCAACUCGCCGUCGACAAGACCCCCCCAGAGCAACAAUGUGUCGCCCACGUCGACCCCCUCGUCGUCGGAUUCUGUAUCUUCGUCCCCUUCCAUCACGAUCUACUUGGCAAUUGCCGCCGCCGUGGCUGUGCUGGCGCUGUGCGUCGUGCUGUACUGUCAGCACAAGUCUGCGCGGCAGUCCGUCUCAAGUCCACUCGAUCAUCCGAAUCCGCAGGAUAGAUUCAAACCGCCGGGGGUGUCGUCGGCGGUCACAAUUUCAACAGUCGCGUCACACGGUGGCGGCGUCAGCGGUCCGAGCAACGCCUUCUUUAGGGUCAACAACCCUCCGACGGUGGGCAACAACGAUGCAUUGGAGUCAUCGCCGUUGUCGGUCACGUCGUUCCCGACGGCGUCCUCUACUGGGUUCUCCCACAGCCUCGUUCAGCAGCACCCCAAGCACUUCGAUAACCCCUCGUCGUCGUCUCUGUCGAGCGUUUUCAGCAUCUUCCACAUGGCACUCUCUCCUGCCGCCAACCACCAGGCCAAGCGUGUCACGUCUACCGUGGUCGAACUUGCCGAGACGAUGGAAUACGAUCCAUGGGAUGACAACGAGGAUUCAAGGCAGUUGCAACAGCAGCGACUGCGGGAUAGCUCGGUGGUGAUGAUGGUCGAAGGCGACGACGAAGAGGACUUGUUCGACAAGGACGUGGAUACCAUGCGCGCCUCGAUCAUCACUGACGAUGGCGGGCGGUUUUCCGACUGCUCGUCAACGAUGUCGGAUAUAUCUGACUGGAACGAUUUCAAAAUAUAAACUCCAUCACGUAAACCUAUCGUUUCGCUUAUCUAGGAUGUUCAUCUACAACUCGGUUGGGGGGAGAUUAUGGCGCCGCAACAACAAUCGCAUGGGUUCAAUCAACUUGACUUGACUGGCGUUGGCGUGCCGUGCAAGAGCCUCGACGAUCCCUUCUAAUGUUGCUGCAUCUCGGACGAGUCCCGCCGUCGAGUUGCCGUUCGUGUCCUAGUCACAAUGAAUGGUAGUACGAAGAAUCUAAGGGCAGGACUGUCGUACGUACCCAUUGAAUCAGAGCCGCCA
Messenger RNA from Aphanomyces astaci, 1453 nucleotides. RefSeq lists its product as hypothetical. Lineage: Eukaryota; Oomycota; Saprolegniomycetes; Saprolegniales; Verrucalvaceae. Bases 56 to 1171 code for a protein of 371 amino acids. The record is from RefSeq and is a predicted model, not a curated record. The transcript has 3 exons.